AUGCCAAAACAAGCAAGUUUUGAUUCUGAAGAACUUUUAAAGAUCUUAUUAGAAAAGAAAGAUACAAUUAUUGAUGCUGAAACUAAACAAAUCCACAAACCAUCACAUAUUUGUUGGUUAGAAAUUUCUCGUGAGUUGAAAAAUGUUAUAAAGCCGAAGUAUAUUUAUACAAUAGUCCUUCAAAAUAGAUUUGGGAUUUUAUCGAAACUAGAUCCUAAUCUUUCACAAAGUUCCAUCAGCACCAAACAUAUUCAUAUCGAAUCUACAAAACUUGUUGAGCCAUUAGAUUCUGAUAGUGAAACAGAUGAACUUGUUACUUUAAAGUUUAAUAUUACCUUAUCAGUAGAAGAAUGGAAAAGAAUUUAUACUCCUAAUAUAAUAUAUAAUCGGUCUGAUAGAAUAAAUGCUACUAGAUCAUACGACGUCUUAACUCCAAAUGAAUGGACCAAUAUUAUUCAUAGUCAUUUUUUUGAACAAACAAGAAAGUCUUGUCCAAUAACUUUCAAGUAUGGCAAAAUUUUCCCUGCGGGUGACAAGUAUUUACAAAUAUUAGGUCAUUGUUCAAGUUGCAAUAGUAUUUUAAAAUGUUUAGUUGAGAAUUGUCCUAGCCCAGAGACGCGAGUCACUAUGCAUUGCAGUUACAGUGGUGCUUUUAAUAAGUGUAACAGUGGGAAAAAAAGGCGUAUAAUUGGUCAAAAAAGAGACGACUAUUUGAAUAAAAUAGUAAAACAAAAUAUGUCAGCUGCAUUUGUAAGAAGAACUGAAGCUAAUGUACUAAUGGAAUUCGGAGAAAGCGAACCAAGUCAUCUCCCAUCUUUGAAUGCACUUAGAGUAUUGAAAUAUAGAAAUAAUAAAAAAAAUCAGCUACAUAAUGAUCCAAUUAUGGCAUUAACCCUCAUGAAAAGCAUUACACCGUAUGACAAAAUUAUAAACGAUAUUGGAUAUGAUCGGUUUUUUGUACACUAUUGGACUGUGACUGAACUUAACAUGUAUAGAUUGUACACAAAAACAAAUAGUACACCUAGAAUUACAAUUGAUGCUACUGGUGGAAUAGUCUCAAAGAUUAAAUUAAUUUCUGGCCGGGAAACUGCAUAUAUAUUUCUGUAUCAAAUUGGUGUAAUGGAUUAUAAAACUCAGUCUCAAUUCACAGUUGCCCAUAUGUUGUCAGAAAGACAUGAUAAUAACUCCAUUAGUCAUUGGCUUACCGAAUGGACAAGAAAUAAAAUUAUUUUUCCGAAAAUUGUAGUGACAGAUCAGUCUAAAGCGUUAAUGAUGGCUGUAAUCAAAUCCUUUACUCAAUAUUCAAGUUUAUCAAAAUAUUUGUCCAUAUGUUCAUCACUUUUAUUAAAAGAAAGUGAAGUCGAAAUACCUCAUUGUAUGCUUAGGAAUGAUUUUAAUCAUACUAUGAAGCUUUUAAGUUCUUGGCCAGAAAUUAAAAAUUCUUCAUACAGAAUCAAAAACUUUUAUCUACGAUCCAUAGGUUUAGUUAUUGCAAGUACAGAUUUCAAUGACAUCAAAUAUUUAUUAGAGUGUAUUUUUACUGUCGCACUAAAUGAAGAAGAUGGAUAUGUUUCCAACAAUAUUCCAAAUGCAUGUGAAAUCGCAAAAAAUUAUUUGAAACAAAGGAUAUCGAGUCAUUUGGUAAUCAAUCAAGAAACCGUAUAUUCUAGUGACGAAAAUAUUAUUGAGGGCCAAGAUACUGAGUUAGAUAGUGCUCACUUACUUAAUGAACUAGGUGACGAUAAUAGUAUUUUUAAAAUUAUUCAAAAUAUUUAUAAUAAUUGUUUAGAAGAAUCACAUUCUCAAAAAAUUCAAGGCAAUCAUGAUAAUAUGCAAUAUUGUCCAAUGAUUGCUAAGAAACUAUUACAAUUUUCUAAACUUAUUCCGUGUUGGUCUGCGGUUAUGGUUACUAUUUUUAAAUAUGGAGAAAUAACAGAAACAAGUGCUUCGUCUGAGAGCUUGUUUAAUGAUUUAAAAAAUCGUACUUUUAAACAUAAAACUUUACCACUACGUGUAGACGAUUUCAUUCAAAUACACAUCGAUGAUAUUUUAGGCUCCAUGAAAAUUGUAGGCGCAAAACAAUACACGGACAUUGAGAAUUGCAUUAGAACCGAAAAUAAAGGGGAUGAAAUAAAUAAAGAUAGAUCAUUUGAUCCAAUUCAAAAUUUAUCUGUAAAUCGUGAACAAAUUGAAAAAUCAGUAUCGUUAAGUGAAAAAGGUCAAUAUAAUGAAAUAAGUACAUCGCCAACCAAAUAUAGUUCAUUAACUGAUACGGAAUAUUUUCAUGAAAAAGAGACGAAUAAUAUAAAAAGCAUAUCACCAGCUACAAGUAUUGAUUUGUUAUUAAGUGAAGAAGAAACCGCAAGUAUUGAUGAAGAACAGGAUAAAAAUAAAAGUAUAACAACAGCUACAUUGUCACAAUGUGACGAAUUUGACAAAUCAAGCGAGGACGAAAAUAUAGCAAUAGAAAAUUGGAAAGGACAAGGACAUCAGCACAAAAAAAAAAAAGGAAAUUAUUUAGACGUGGACAGGAAUAUUUUAUUUUACAACGAUAAUAGCAAAACUAAGUCACCCGUAAUUGGUAUACUUAAGAAUGGUAAUUGUCCUGAGCUACAAAGUAUAAAAAUUAAUAAUAAACAAUAUACGCUUACUAAUACUUGCGCAUUUGAUAGUUUGGUACAGAUUUUAUUCACGUCAUAUACCGACAGCUUAGAUUAUUUCGAAUUUAUUGAAGCGAAUAUCGAUUUCAAGCUUUUUGAGCUUAUUUCUCGUGGUAUAAGGGACGGAAUCAAUGUACAAAGUUACAGAAAACGAGCGAUGAUUUUAAUUGAGAUCUACAAACCAUCUUUAGAAUAUCCAAAAGGGCAUUUUCAUUUAGACUGUUCGUGUACAGAACAUUUUAUAGUUGAAAAUCUUUUUAAGAACUAUGAUUCAUAUCAUGAAAAUAAAACAUGUUUCAACUGCAAGGAAGAAAAGACAAGAAAAUGUAGGAAGAUUGUUGUUAAUUUACCUACAGCGGACUUGACUUUUUUUCUCGACGUUUUGAAUGAUAUGUACUCAGAUGAUUACAAAAAAUGUGACAGUUGUGAUAAAUAUACAAUAAAAUGUAAUUAUACAUUUGGAAAACAAAUAUUCAUCGAACUUUUUGCCCCAUCUUCCAAUCGACAACUGCAGUUUAAUAAGAACUUCGAUGUUUCUCUGACCCUUCCGAAAUCCCACAAAGAUUAUAUUUAA
Messenger RNA from Macrosiphum euphorbiae (potato aphid), 3234 nucleotides. The record is from the annotation of a GenBank genome assembly. NCBI's taxonomy places the organism in Eukaryota, Metazoa, Arthropoda, Insecta, Hemiptera, Aphididae.